GAUUUGUCGUCCCAUUCGAGCGCAGGAAUGUCGGACUAAGAGAUAAUGUUUCGAAAAUUGAGCGGCCACCUGCUUCGCUGCAGUAGUCAAGUUCGCAGAUUAUCCGCACAGCAGCGUCAACGCCACGAAGGAGCAGUCAAUGGUCGUUCGGGGAGACUCCUGAUUGCAGCCGGAGCGGGAACUGCAACAACUUUAUACCUUCACUACAGAUCAAGGCAACCGCAUUUGAGUGGUGGCUUCCUCCCCGAGGUGCAAGCGAAAUCGCGUGCUCAGAAGGACGAGAAUUCCAAAGCCAAUGAGGAGGAGAAAGAUGAGAGUUCAGAGAAGAUCGGCAAGCCUGGAUUUCGGGAAAGAAAGAUCAUUGAGUACGAGAAUCGAAUACGUCAGUACUCAACUCCCGAUAAAGUAUUCCGCUACUUCGCCUCGAUCAAGGUUCAGUUCGAAAACGGAGAAGUGGAGAUUUUCAUGACUCCCCAGGAUUUCUUGAGAUCCAUCACGCCGGGCAUCAUGCAACCGCAAGGUUAUGGUCUCGAUCGCUACAAAAAGAUCGAUGCCAAGAACAUCUCUUCCAAAACGAAUCCAUGCAUUUCGCCAAAUUAUUCUGCAUUCCCGGCUCCGUUCCAAGGAAUGUCCGAGAACAGCGUUUUCUAUCGUCUGUCCGCGUCGGGCCUGAUCUCCUUCUCGGACUACAUUUUCUUAUUGACGAUCUUGUCGGCCUCGAAGCGACAUUUUGAGAUCGCUUUCCGAAUGAUCGACCUGAAUGGUGAUGGGGAUAUCGACUACGAAGAGUUUGAGAAAGUUCAAGCAAUCAUCCGGAACCAGACCAGUAUUGGGAGUCGCCAUCGAGAUCAUCAGGGCACCGGGAAUAUCUACAAAGGGGUCUCGUCAGCGCUAUGUACAUUCUUCUUCGGCGAGGAUCUCGACCAAAAACUUACAGUCGACAGAUUCCUCGAGUUCCAGAGAGAACUUCAGACCGAAAUACUGACGCUUGAAUUUUUACGCCAUGAUCCCAAAGACGGGAAAAUUCCCGAAUGGGAAUUCGCUGAGCUCCUCACGACAUACGCAGGAUUGAGCGACAAGCGGAAGAAUAAAAUGAUGAAACGUAUAGAGAAACACUUCAAAGACCGAUCCGAGGGCAUCACGCUCUUCGACUACUUGCAGUUUUUCCAUUUACUCAACAAUAUCACCGAAGUCGACACCGCUCUCACAUUCUACCACAUAGCCGGUGCUUCAAUCGAUCCCCCCACCCUGAAGCACGUGGCACAGACAGUUGCUCAUGUUGAACUCCGGGAUCACGUCGUUGAUGUUCUGUUUGCACUUUUCGACGAAAACAUGGACGGACAGCUCAGCAACAAGGAAUUCGUUUCCGUGAUGAAGGAACGACUGCAUCGAGGUCUCGAGAAACCCAAAGACACAGGUUUCGUGAAAUUGCUUUCAUCCUUCGCAAAAUGCGCAAUUCCUAAGAAGGCCACAGCGACUGUUACUGAUUUAGCAACAUGAAUUAAUUGUUGGAUUCCCGAAGCUAAGAUGAAGUGUGCCGAGAAUGGGGUCCACCUCUGGGACGAGUCAAGACUCAUCGGGCAUGUUGGAGGGCUUAUUCGCUUCGCGCUGUUUUCUGCAGUAGAAGUCUAAAUCAAUAAAAAGCUUUAGCCCUCAUAAUAAUCGAAAUGAGUGUCGCCCUCGGUGGAUGAGUCG
This is a messenger RNA of Galendromus occidentalis (western predatory mite), 1695 nucleotides long. RefSeq names its product calcium uptake protein 1 homolog, mitochondrial. Gene Ontology annotation, molecular function: calcium ion binding. The record is from RefSeq and is a predicted model, not a curated record. NCBI's taxonomy places the organism in Eukaryota, Metazoa, Arthropoda, Arachnida, Mesostigmata, Phytoseiidae. Gene Ontology annotation, cellular component: uniplex complex. Bases 46 to 1500 code for a protein of 484 amino acids. The transcript is spliced from 9 exons. Gene Ontology annotation, biological process: calcium import into the mitochondrion; mitochondrial calcium ion homeostasis.